This is a messenger RNA of Rhinolophus ferrumequinum (greater horseshoe bat), 1188 nucleotides long. RefSeq names its product aminoacyl tRNA synthetase complex interacting multifunctional protein 1 (gene AIMP1). Lineage: Eukaryota; Metazoa; Chordata; Mammalia; Chiroptera; Rhinolophidae. Gene Ontology annotation, molecular function: tRNA binding. The transcript is spliced from 7 exons. The coding region runs from base 145 to 1107 and encodes 320 amino acids. The record is from RefSeq and is a predicted model, not a curated record.
ACAGAUUUGAAGUUGAAUCGGUGCAACCCUCAGGCGUCCUGUACGGACACCUCGAUGGGACCUUUCUCAGUGCCGUCGUGUGCGAGAGGCUUGUCCCUACCUGCUUCGGCCUGAGGCUGUUAAGGUGCCCCUGUCCGCCGAUUCAUGAUUGUCUGCCGUUUCUUGGCAAAAAUGGCAAACAAUGAUGCUGUUCUGAAGAGACUGGAACAGAAGGGAGCAGAGGCAGAUCAAAUUAUUGAGUAUCUUAAGCAGCAAGUUGCUCUUCUUAAAGAAAAAGCAAUUUUACAAGCAACUUUGAGAGAAGAGAAGAAACUUCGAGUUGAAAAUGCUAAACUGAAGAAAGAAAUUGAAGAAUUGAAGCAAGAGCUAAUUCAGGCAGAAAUUAAAAAUGGAGUGAAACAAAUACCAUUUCCGUCUGGUACUCUACUGCAAGCUAAUUCCACGGUUUCUGAAAAUGUGAUACAAUCUGUACCAUUAACAACCAUAUCUUCUGGUGCCAAAGAACAGAUACAAGGAGGAAGAGAAGAAAAGAAGGUGAAAGAGAAAAUUGAAAAGAAAGGAGAGAAAAAGGAGAAGAAGCAGCAGUCUAUACCAGGAAGUGCUGACUCUAAGCCAAUAGAUGUUUCCCGUCUGGAUCUUCGAAUUGGUCGUAUAAUCACUGCCAGAAAACAUCCUGAUGCAGAUUCUUUGUAUGUAGAAGAAGUAGAUGUUGGAGAAGUAGCCCCAAGAACAGUCGUCAGUGGCCUGGUGAACCAUGUUCCUCUUGAACAGAUGCAAAAUCGGAUGGCGAUUUUACUUUGUAACCUAAAACCUGCAAAGAUGAGGGGAGUGCUAUCUCAAGCAAUGGUGAUGUGUGCUAGUUCACCAGAAAAAGUUGAAAUCUUGGCACCUCCUAACGGGUCUAUUCCUGGAGACAGAAUUACUUUUGAUGCUUUUCCUGGAGAGCCUGACAAGGAGCUGAAUCCUAAGAAGAAGAUUUGGGAGCAAAUCCAGCCUGAUCUUUACACUAAUGAUGAGUGUGUGGCUACAUACAAAGGAGCUCCCUUUGAGGUGAAAGGGAAGGGAGUGUGUAGGGCUCAGACUAUGUCCAACAGUGGAAUAAAAUAAAACAAAAUUAGAAUGCUUCAGUUACUGAACUACAUUGGGAAAAACUUUAAUAACAAUAAAAAGAAAUAUGUUUGUCACUUA